AGUCCCCGCCUCGCUCCUGCUGAUGUUCCCGCUCCCGCCCCGCUCCCGUCACAGUCCGUUCGCGUCCCGUCCCGGGCGGAGGAGCGGGAUGUGCGAUCCGGCCGUGUCCAGCUUCCUCACCCAGACGCUGUGCGCCCAUGGCGGGCGGCUGGGGCUGCGGGAGCUGCAGGAGAACGUCGGGCUGUCGGCGCUGCAGCUGCAGGACACGCUGUCGGCGGCGGGCCCCCGGCGGUUCCUGCUGCUGGAGGGCGGCCAGGUGGUCCUGGCCGUGACGGACGCGCGGGUCUGUGUCCGCAAGGAGUGCGACGGCUGCGAGCGGCUGCACCUCUGCAAGCAGCACCUCAUGGGCAGGUGCCACCUGGGGCCCAGCUCUUGUAAGUACUCGCAUGACAUCAUGAAUGCAGAGAACAAGAAAGUUCUAAAAAAUCAUGAUUUGUCUGGCCUCAGUGAGAAUGAGCUGCAAGUCCUGCUUCUCCAGAAUGAUGCAUUCUUCCUCCCUGAUACCUGCCAGUUAUACAACAAAAAAGGUUAUCACUGCAAACAGCAAAGCAACUGCGACAAGCUUCAUGUUUGUUACUAUUUUCUCAAGGGGAAGUGUAAAUUUCCUCAGUGCCUAAUGUCCCAUAACCUCUUGGAUGACCAUGCAUUGAGAGUGUUGGAAACUGUAGGCAUUGAUGGGAAGAUAGCUUCAAACUUCCAGGCCAUAUAUAAUUACAAGCAUAUGGAAUUCAACAGGGAACCGAAGAAGGUGUAUGUACACAACAACAGAAAUAAUAAUUUGAAAAAGCCUGUAGUUGGAAGGACUAAAGAAGUGAAGACAACUUUGGAAACAGUGCAGUGCAUGCUGGAUGUGCCACCUUCAAAAGGUCCCAGUAGCUCUGCACCUGCCCAGAGCCGAGACCAGUUGCCAACAGGAGCAGGCGGUAAAGAUAAAGGGUUGUCUGCAAAUUCAACACCCAGUAGCACUGCACCUGCCCAGAGCCAAGACCAGCUGCCAGCAGGAGUGGGAGGUAAAGAUAAAGGGUUAUCUGCAAAUUCAACACCCAGUAGCACUGCACCUGCCCAGAGCCGAGACCAGUUGCCAACUGGAGCAGGAGAUAAAGGGAAAAAGAACAGUUCCUCUGAUGAAGCUUCAAAGGACAACAAAAAAGAUAACUGUGAUGAGAUCUGUUUGUUCUAUGUCUGGAAGUACUGCAAAAACAAGGAUAGAUGCCAAUCUGUUCAUUACCAUUUGCCAUAUAAAUGGGAGGUACAUGAUGGGUUGACCUGGAAAGAACUUUCCAUGAUGGAGGAAAUUGAAAAGGCCUACUGUGACCCAAAGAACAGCAGCUUUCCAAGUAAGAACAUUAAUUUCCAGACAAUGACCUGCUCUUCUUCUUUGGUUCGACGCCUCUCUACACCAUCAUCAGUCACCAAACCCACAUUCCUGCUGACCACACAGUGGAUUUGGUACUGGAAGAACAACCAAGACAAGUGGAUUGAAUAUGGAGAACCGGAAGAAGGGACCAGCACGACUUCACCAUCUUCUGCUAUUAUUGAGAAUUUGUAUCAAGCAGAUCCAUGUGCCAUUGUACCUUUCCAGGCUGGCCAACAUCAGUAUGAGCUCAAUUUUAAAGAAAUGAUUCAGACAAAUAUUCAUUUUAAAACUCGAAGACAGGUUUGCAGGCGACCAAAAUAUGUGUCUUCUGAAGAUGUGCAGAAGAUAAAGACAGGCAGCCAGAGGGAUUCUUCUAUUCCAAAUCAGAGCUGUCCUAGUCACUGGGAUGCAUCUGCACUGCCUGACUUCGGAUAUAAGGCUGUGGUGAUCAGCAACACAACCUCUGAAUACAAUGAAAUAAAGCAGCUGUUUCAUCAGACUAUGAAAAAUUACAGCAUCCUUAAAAUACAGAGGAUUCAGAACCCAUCCCUCUGGAAGGUGUUUCAGUGGCAAAAAGAAAAGAUGAAAAAGGAAAAUGGAGGAAAGGAAGUGCAGGAAAAACGCCUCUUCCACGGAGCUGACGUCGCCUUCAAGGAAACGAUCUGCAGUCAGAACUUUGACUGGAGAAUUUGUGGAAGCAAUGGAACUAACUAUGGGAAGGGAAGUUACUUUGCUAGAGAUGCUUGCUAUUCUCACACCUACUGUCAGACCACGCUGCAGGGACACUCCAUGUUCGUGGCUCGUGUUCUGGUUGGAGACUACGUGAAAGGCAACGCCGCCUACGUCCGGCCCCCAAUGAAGUGUGCUGCCAAGCUGUGGCUGUAUGACAGCUGUGUGGAUAAUGAGUUCAAUCCUGCUGUUUUUGUUGUCUUUGAAAAACACCAGAUUUACCCAGAGUACAUCAUAGAGUAUAAAGAGGAGAGAAUAAGUGAGCAGAAAGACACAGGAACAAGUGCGCAAAAAGAGACAGGAACAAGAGCCUCUAGAGAGGAGGGAAGAAAAUGUGUCAUAUCUUAGAGGAACGUGGCAGUUUGUGUCCAUCAUCUUGUUUUUCAUAUUGCAGGUGUUCUACUUAGUGACUUUUUUCUUUUUAAUACAGUUCUUCAGAAUGUUAAUCCAAUUUCUGCAUUGAGGAGGGCUGGCAAAGCAGAUGUUACAUUUGUUGUGACUGCCUUCUUCCUCUCUUAAACGAAACACAGACAUUGUGAUAACCAUAGAAAAAUCAGAAUUGUGGGAUGGGAAAUUGAAUGUUAUGACUGCUGUGAGCAAGUAAUUGUAAAUGCAUCGUCUAAAAAAAUAGAGAGGACUUCUCUUUGCAAACAGUUAAAAGAAAAAUUAACACUACAGUAGUUUUAAAGGAAGCUGUCAGGUUUUUAGUAGCCAGAAAUUCUUUUCAGUGCAGAACUCACCUGUUCUUGAUCCUCUCAUCUAUCAUUAUUAUAAACAACUCAGUGUAGGUAAUAAUGACUUGAGUUUGUUUUCAAAGCACUGCUUGUUAAUGCUGGUACAUGUUUUGAGUUAAAAUGAUAAACAAAAAAAGGAAAAGCAUAUUGUAAAUCCAUGUUGUUAGUUCUCGAGAAUUUUCAUCUGUACAAUGGCAGAUGGAUCAGAAAGCUGUUGGAUCAGAUUCUUUGUGGAAAUGAGCAGUAACUUGCUGUAACCUACACAAAGGCAGAGCUCAGCUGAAACUGUGAAAGCCACCACAUGUGAGUAAGCAGCUACCAAAAUGUGGUGGUUUGGCUGCAACUAAUGGCACAAGGACAUAAAGGCUGUGUCCCAAGGAGCCAGGCUUUCCAGUGGGUGUGUCCACGUAGCACAGUAGGACAGGAGAAAUUCCUUAAGGAUCAUGGAGAUGUUCUGUCCUGUUUGUGCAGUAAUUUUCGUUUUUCAGAUUAGAAUGGGACCAAGAGAGACCACUUAGGUUCUCCUGAGGCCAGUGGUAGAACUGCUGUCCCAAGGUACUGUCUGCAUGUUCUGCUGCCCAUUUGCAUGGGGCAGGGUGCUGACAAGUGAGGGUCCUCUUUCUGAUUUGGGGGUGAUCCUGGGUCAGAAACCUCUGCAAUUUCUACUGGAUGUUAGCAGGGAGUCUGUAAGUGGAUCAAACUGAAGGCCCUCUGUACAAAAUGCCAUAUUUAGGCAGUUUUAGCUGUUCAGAGGGAAGCUGGGACUGAGGACAGAGGAGCAAUAAUUUUUACCUUCAGAUAAGUUUUACAGAAAGCCAAUAGCCUCUAAGGUUUUUGCAUCUGUGAUAGAAAUCUGUCAAUCGCUCAAAGAUAGCAAGUUCUUCCCAAGUAGAACGGAAAAGAUAAAUCCAGAAAAUCUUACUGAAAUUACUUAAAACUAAAUGAAAACACGUGGAGAAGAUUUUAUCACUUUUAAAGAUCUUUCUUUCUCUUGUUUGCCUGUAGAAUUCCUGAAUUACUGAGCUUGCUGUAUUUGCAAAUAAACCCUGUGUUCAGGCA
Messenger RNA from Melospiza melodia melodia, 3879 nucleotides. Its product is annotated as zinc finger CCCH-type antiviral protein 1-like. Lineage: Eukaryota; Metazoa; Chordata; Aves; Passeriformes; Passerellidae. Gene Ontology annotation, biological process: response to virus; positive regulation of mRNA catabolic process; positive regulation of type I interferon production. Gene Ontology annotation, molecular function: RNA binding; NAD+-protein mono-ADP-ribosyltransferase activity; NAD+ poly-ADP-ribosyltransferase activity. The transcript has 16 exons. Bases 23 to 2434 code for a protein of 803 amino acids. The record is from RefSeq and is a predicted model, not a curated record. Gene Ontology annotation, cellular component: nucleus.